Salvelinus namaycush (lake trout) is the source of this 1082-nucleotide messenger RNA. RefSeq names its product ubiquitin-conjugating enzyme E2 D4-like. Gene Ontology annotation, cellular component: nucleus. The transcript is spliced from 7 exons. Lineage: Eukaryota; Metazoa; Chordata; Actinopteri; Salmoniformes; Salmonidae. Gene Ontology annotation, biological process: ubiquitin-dependent protein catabolic process; protein polyubiquitination. Gene Ontology annotation, molecular function: ubiquitin conjugating enzyme activity. The coding region runs from base 267 to 710 and encodes 147 amino acids. The record is from RefSeq and is a predicted model, not a curated record.
AGCUAAGCAUUUUCGUAACCAUAAUGUAAUUAUCAUAACCUCAUACGUUCAUUCACCAAACCUGCUGCGUAACAUGGUCUCCUAACCUGUUACGAAAAGUCAAAUCUAACAAAAGCCAUAUCCCAUCUAGUCAAAACCAACAAAAAGCGGAAACAAAAGAAAUCGCAAAUUUCUAGAAACAAAUUUUGGUGAGCUGGGCAGAGAUACAGGCAUACAACUGACAGCUUUCAGUGUUAACACCAUACACCUAACUCAGGAGGGCUGACAUGGCUUUGAAAAGAAUACAGAAGGAGCUACAUGACUUGCAAAGGGACCCUCCUGCUCAGUGCUCUGCUGGACCAGUUGGAGAGGACUUGUUUCAUUGGCAAGCCACAAUCAUGGGACCUACUGACAGCCCAUAUCAGGGAGGAGUGUUCUUCCUCACCAUCCACUUCCCAACAGACUAUCCCUUCAAACCGCCAAAGGUAGCCUUCACAACGAAAAUCUAUCACCCAAACAUUAACAGUAAUGGUAGCAUCUGUCUGGACAUUCUGAGGUCACAGUGGUCCCCAGCACUUACAGUUUCAAAAGUUUUAUUGUCCAUAUGCUCUUUGCUAUGUGACCCAAACCCAGAUGACCCCCUAGUCCCAGACAUAGCACACAUCUACAAGCAGGACAAAGAAAAGUACAACAGAUUAGCAAGAGAUUGGACUCAAAAGUAUGCAAUGUAAAGGACUGAAGUUUGAGACAACGGAAGAGGUUUAAGCAAAUUAACUUCAUGGACACUUCUGAAAACAGUACUGUUGCCACCCCUCAUCCACACUGGUUCAAGAAGAAGUGUUGUAUAUGGGAAGCACUUUCUAUCCCCAAAUUAACUGCUUUUAUGCUUUGAAGUCAUUAUUUUCCUUUUGUUUGACGUUCCCAAUGUUAUAUAAAUUAUUAUUCAGUUAUUUCUGAGAUGACCCAUAAAAACAGACCAAUUAUGACUCCACCCCCUUCAUCUUAGUUUUUUUCUCCUUUCAGAGAUUUUUAUUGUAUAGUAUAAAGCUAUACUGAAUCUAUUUUUAUUAUUUUGCAUUAAAAAGUUAAACAAAAAAAAUUGA